UAUGUAUUUAAUUUUCAAUUAUGAUAUUGCGAAGAUUUGGGUAUUCAAUUCAUAAUUUAUUUCACCAAAUUUAGCAAUUAUUGUUAUAGAACAGUCUGCUGUCUAAUGGUUAAUUAAACUACAAUUUAAUAAUGGCGAAAAAAAUAAAUUUUUUCAUACUUAGCGGCGACCCAGGUGUAGGCAAGACAACUUUGACAAAAAAAAUAUGUUUAUUAUUGAAUGAGAAAGGAGUGAAAACAGUCGGCUUCUUCACAGAGGAGGUUAGACGUAAUCAAGUAAGAGAGGGAUUUGAUGUGGUGUCAUUAAAUGGAGAGCGCGGGAGAUUAGCUAGAGAAAAGAGCUUACUUUCCUCUCCGGCACAACAUACUGUUGGAAAAUAUGAUGUCCUGCUACAAGAAUUUGAGAAUAUUGCUUUACAAUCUAUGAGAAUGCCUGAAGAUAAUGAAACAUGCGUCCUAGUCAUAGAUGAGAUAGGGAAGAUGGAAUUUUUCAGUACAAAUUUCAAGUCGAGAAUAAAGGAAAUCUUUAGUCCAGCUUCAAAAAAUAUUGUGCUGGCAACAAUACCUGUGAGACAAAGUGAUCCUCUUAUAGAGUCUAUUCGGAACAAUAGUAGGAGCAAAGUGUGGAUUGUAAUAAAAAGGCUGAUGGUGCCAAAGCUAGCUCAGCUCGAGAAUACGAUAAUGGGAAUAAUGAAGGAACUGUCCAAAAUGCCCCCCGGCUCCCGCCUCCCGGACAAGUAUACCAAAACCGAACCGAUCAAGCUGCUGUUCGAUCAGAACUACAAGGAAGACGUGUGCAUGGAUAAGCUGGAGUCGUGCCUCAAAGAGGACAAACGCCGGAAGCGCAUCCUCAAGAAGCUGUUCUUCAAGAAGUACAACUCCUUGCGACAAGAGCUCAUCGGCUACGGCGGGAGGCGGCUUUGGGGCGGGGAGGGCAACCUUUUCUAUAGAUAGUUUUAAAGCGAGCCUCGAUAGCUUAACGGUUGAGGAGCGGACUGAAUUCCGAAAGGUCGGCGGU
Molecule: messenger RNA, 1017 nt
Organism: Maniola jurtina (meadow brown)
Lineage: Eukaryota; Metazoa; Arthropoda; Insecta; Lepidoptera; Nymphalidae
Product: nucleoside-triphosphatase THEP1-like
Exons: 5
Coding region: 132-953 (273 amino acids)
Molecular function (GO): ATP hydrolysis activity
Source: RefSeq, a predicted model, not a curated record